AUGCAUUUAGUUAAACAUGAGAGAAGUGCAUCGGUCAGAAAAUAUUUAAGAAUAAGAAUAUUUAGUUGGCAACAUGCACAACAUUUAGUUUGGUUACCACAUCCAAGCCACAACUUUUUAUUUAUCAAGAAGGAAAAAUACUUUGAAAAAGCAUUGAACGAAGCGAAGCAUUAUCACAAGAAAAAUAAGCACAGAUGA
This is a messenger RNA of Clunio marinus, 198 nucleotides long. NCBI's taxonomy places the organism in Eukaryota, Metazoa, Arthropoda, Insecta, Diptera, Chironomidae. The record is from the annotation of a GenBank genome assembly.